Molecule: messenger RNA, 2001 nt
Organism: Leopardus geoffroyi (Geoffroy's cat)
Lineage: Eukaryota; Metazoa; Chordata; Mammalia; Carnivora; Felidae
Gene: KHDRBS3
Product: KH RNA binding domain containing, signal transduction associated 3
Exons: 9
Coding region: 417-1457 (346 amino acids)
Biological process (GO): regulation of alternative mRNA splicing, via spliceosome
Cellular component (GO): nucleus
Molecular function (GO): mRNA binding
Source: RefSeq, a predicted model, not a curated record
GGCGCGGCCGCUCGGAGAGCGCGGGGCGGCGCGCGGCGUGCGGGUCGCGGCUGAGCUGGGGCUCGGGCGCCGGCUGGCGGGGCUCGCCCGGGACUGCCUCAGGCUCGCCGAGCGCGCCGCCGGCCCGGCCCGAGGGCCCGCCUGACCGCGCCGGCCCGCGCCUGCUCCUGCUCGGCCCGCUGCGGGGCCGCGGGGGCCGCGUCCGGGAGGCAGCGGCCGCCAGCGCGGGGCACUCGGCGGCCACCCCCCGCCCCGUGCCGCCGCCUGGCCGACCUCCGGGCUUGGCUCCGCCGCGCCCCGGCCGCGGCUUCUGGCCCGGGUUGCGCGCCGCUGGGGCGCGGGCGGGGUCGGGGGGCGCGGGGCCGCCGCUGCUCGCCCAACGCGCGUCGGCGUCCCGUGCCCGGCGGCCGGCGAGCAUGGAGGAGAAGUACCUGCCGGAGCUGAUGGCGGAGAAGGACUCCCUGGACCCCUCCUUCACGCACGCUCUGCGGCUGGUGAACCAAGAAAUAGAAAAGUUUCAGAAAGGAGAAGGCAAGGACGAAGAAAAGUACAUCGAUGUGGUGAUUAAUAAGAACAUGAAGCUGGGACAGAAAGUGUUAAUUCCUGUAAAGCAGUUCCCUAAGUUCAACUUUGUGGGGAAACUUUUGGGUCCCCGUGGCAAUUCUCUGAAGCGCUUACAAGAAGAAACCUUGACAAAAAUGUCCAUCCUUGGAAAAGGUUCCAUGCGAGACAAGGCAAAGGAAGAAGAGUUGAGGAAGAGUGGGGAAGCAAAAUACUUUCACCUCAACGAUGACCUCCACGUUCUCAUCGAAGUGUUCGCUCCACCAGCAGAAGCAUAUGCCCGGAUGGGACACGCACUGGAAGAAAUCAAAAAGUUCCUCAUUCCUGACUAUAAUGAUGAAAUCAGGCAAGCACAGCUCCAAGAGUUGACGUAUUUGAAUGGUGGUUCAGAAAACGCAGAUGUCCCAGUUGUUCGAGGAAAACCCACCUUGCGUACAAGAGGUGUACCAGCCCCAGCAGUAACCAGGGGAAGGGGAGGAGUCACAGCCCGGCCAGUUGGAGUUGGUGUACCACGAGGGACGCCGGCUUCCAGAGGAGUCCUUUCCACCCGAGGGCCAGUGAGUCGGGGAAGAGGGCUUCUCACUCCCAGAGCAAGAGGAGUGCCCCCAACUGGGUACAGACCUCCGCCGCCACCCCCAACACAAGAGACCUACGGAGAUUAUGACUAUGAUGAUGGUUAUGGCACUGCUUAUGACGAACAGAGUUAUGAUUCCUAUGAUAACAGCUAUAGCACCCCUGCCCAAAGUGGUGCUGAUUACUAUGAUUACGGACAUGGACUCAGUGAAGAGACGUAUGAUUCCUACGGGCAAGAGGACUGGACUAACUCAAGACACAAGGCACCUUCAGCGAGGACAGCAAAGGGCGUCUACAGAGACCAGCCAUAUGGCAGAUACUGAUUGUACUGUCUGAUGUUGUGAAAUAGCCAAUCUCCACCAGUCCUGUAUACUGUUCAAAGUAAUUUUUUUCUAUGAACAAUCCCUUUUUAAAUAAAUCAAAAUGCUUAAAAUCUGAAUGGAUGGAACUUUAAAACUACUUUGUUGAAACAUCAACCUGGGCAGAAAAAAGGAAAAAAAAAAAAAAAAGACAUGUAAAAUUUUGUUAUUUCCAGUCUGUAUAUGAAAAAAAUAGGUCAUCAAAAGGAAAAAAAAAAUAACUUUGAUUAACUAGUGUUAAACAAAAAAAUAGGUUUACUAAAUAUGUUAAUCCAUCCUUUUAACAUAAGCCUCACCUUUCAUUUUAAAGGUUUCCAUAGAAAUUUAGUUAUUUUAUCUUUCAGCCAUAUGCUAGUUUUUUUUUUUUCUCUUGCCAACAUGCGUAAAAAGGGAAGCCAAUUACAAGUGCAAAUAAUGUGGUAUUCUUUUGUAACUCAAGUCUUGAAAUGUUCUGUAGUGUUAAGCAAAGUCUCCUCUUGCUUGAUACUAAAUAAACUUUUGAAAGAAA